Messenger RNA from Pelobates cultripes (western spadefoot toad), 288 nucleotides. NCBI's taxonomy places the organism in Eukaryota, Metazoa, Chordata, Amphibia, Anura, Pelobatidae. The record is from the annotation of a GenBank genome assembly.
AUGCUGCUCCUCGACCGGGUCCACAGGAUCCCACGACCAAAACACCUGGCAGCUACCAUACCGACAGAUGUGAUGCUACGAGCUCAUUACUUCCACGUAAAGGAUGUAAUACUGAAGAACAGCCACACAGCAAGUCUACCAUCCAACUAUGCAGACGUAAAGAUAUUCGUGGACCUGUCUACAGCAACUUUGAAGAAAAGGAAGGCCUUCCAUCAAGUAACAGCGACCCUCCAAGACCACAAUAUCAGAUACCGAUUGGGCUAUCCCACCAAACUCCUCAUGUGGUGA